Messenger RNA from Coniophora puteana RWD-64-598 SS2, 878 nucleotides. Its product is annotated as class I glutamine amidotransferase-like protein. Lineage: Eukaryota; Fungi; Basidiomycota; Agaricomycetes; Boletales; Coniophoraceae. The transcript has 2 exons. The coding region runs from base 72 to 878 and encodes 268 amino acids. The record is from RefSeq and is a predicted model, not a curated record.
AGCUAUCUCGAGUGCAGACUUGGCCCGCAUACACCUCCUUAACUGAUCCUACCACUCUCGCACCAGACAUCAUGCCCAGCGUCCUUAUCCCCAUGGCUGACUACGGCCACGACCCCACCGAGGUCGCCAUCCCCUACUCCGUCUUCAAAGCCGCAGGCUUCACCGUCGACUUCGCCACCGAGACCGGCAAGACACCCGAGUGCGACAGAAAGAUGCUCAAGGGCAUCACAGGCACCCUCCUCGGUGCCGACGCCAAAGCCAAAGCCGCAUACGCCGACAUGGCCGCCACCUCGGCGAGCUUCAAAUCCCCGAAGGCGUGGACGGACCCGGCGUUCAGUCUAGACGAGUACGACCUCGUGAUGCUCCCUGGUGGACAUGACAAGGGCGUGCGGCAGGUCAUCGACUCCAAGGCAAUCCACGACCACCUUGCGCGGUUCUUCCCUGGCACAUCCCGGAGCACCGACGGCGCCAAGAAGACUGUCGCUGCCAUCUGCCACGGCGUGCAGAUCCUCGCCCUCGAAACCGCUAAGAUCGACACGGAUCUUUCAGCGAGCUACAAGUCCAUCAUCCACGCGUGCGCGACCACCGCUUUACCAUCAUUCAUGGAGACGAGUAUCUACAACACGACGCGCCUCUUCCUCGGUGACUACUACAAGACCUACGGCGCGUGCACUCCCAACGUUGAGGACUAUGUCAAGUGCGGGUUGGACAAUCCGGAGAAGCAGUUUAGCGCUGGGCCGGGGAUGUUGGGCGGGAAGAUGAACGAGCCGUUUAUCGUCGAGGACGAGGGGUUCCGGUAUGUGAGCGGGCGGUUCCCGCCGGAUGCGGAGAGGCUGGCGGAGAGGCUACAGGGGCUUCGUAAGCAUGUGUUAUCUUAG